Molecule: messenger RNA, 4876 nt
Organism: Owenia fusiformis
Lineage: Eukaryota; Metazoa; Annelida; Polychaeta; Sabellida; Oweniidae
Source: the annotation of a GenBank genome assembly
AUGGCCUCUGCAAAACUGAGUAAAUUUGAGAGCUCUCCUGGGAGAAAUCAAGAGUUUGUAGAUUUUAUGGAAAGUCAAAAUCUCCUAAAGUAUAUUCAUUUCUUUCCUCCUGGAAUGACUUUGGGAUAUUUUCGUGCAUUGACGGAAGAUGACCUUUUCGAUGAUUAUAACGUUUUAGACCGUCCAGUAAGAAUUAAAUUGAUGAGGGCGGUUGGCCAUGCAAGACUGGAGGAUGACUUUACCGAUACUGAAGCUGAGUCUGACUAUGGCACCUCAAGUUCUCCAAUCCUUUCCCCCAACCCUGGUUCCAAUAGCAACCCAUUCAAGCAGGCACGCGACGACACACACUCAGGUGGGGGUAUAUCACUGGCUAGGAGUAGGCUUUUACAUAGGACACUUUCUGUAGAGGAUGCUAGGCAUAAAAGACGGGGGAGCAUGCCUGUCUCCCCCACAGCUGGUCAGAUGUCACACCUGUCGCAAUCUCUGGGGCUCGUGCAUAUGGCACAGGCAGGAGGAUCUAGUAGCAGUAGCGGUAGGGAGGAGACGUCUAAUCUUGUUCGUAUGAGGAGCUCUAACCUUGGCUCUUCUGCCCCAUCACUCUCCGCAAGCAUGAAAGAGAUCAGCUUCUCAAGAAGGGGAAGUCGUCAACAUGCCAGGAAGUCCCUCAUAGGCACUGCUUCGACAUCCCCCACCAUGAUGCGACGGUGCCAGUCUCCACAGAUGCUCAAUAGUCCAGUGGAUAGUCCACGUAACAUAUCUCCUAAUCAACAAGGACACUUUGCAUUCUCUUCAGUUGCCACACAGGCCAUUAGAAGAUCUGAUGGACGUCGCUGGUCAUUUGCCUCGAUGCCUUCAUCAGGAUAUGGCACCAAUACGCCCGGGAGCUCCAAUGUAUCUUCGCAGUGCUCCUCACAGGAAAAACUCAAUCAACUUCCAUCUCAGCCAACGGCGGAUGAGCUCAGACUCCUCACGAAGCACUUCAGUAGCAAUGAAAGUAAUCCCGGAUUAGACGACCCUGAUGGUCGGAUUUCACCUUUAAUGAGGCCACGGUCGCGUAGUUUGAGUAGUCCAGGUAAAUCACCAGGAAUGGAGAAUGAUGUACAUGUUAUGAAUGCCCUAUAUAAGGAAAGAUUUCCAAAGGCUACACAGCAGAUGGAAGAUCGGCUACAGGCAUUCAUAGAAAACAACAGUUCCCUUGACCAACUGGAGGAAUGUGAUGGUAUUGCACGAUUCAUCCACCAUCAAGUGCUAGAACUAGCCAGAGACUGUCUUGAUAAAUCAAAAGAGAAAAUGCUGUCUAGCGGAUACUUUUAUGAAUUCUCAGAAAGUUUAGAAAAAUUAUUAUCAGAUGCUCAAGACAGAUCUCCAUUGACAGUGCCCCAUAUAGAACAACUAAUUAAGAAAUUACUGAUCAUUGUUUCACGGCCUGCACGACUUUUGGAAUGUCUGGAGUUUGACCCUGAGGAAUUCUACCAUUUACUUGAGGCAGCUGAAGGUCAUGCUAAAAGCAUCAUUAAAGCUGAUAUCCCACAGUACAUUAUCAGUAAACUGGGCCUAAAUAGAGACCCCUUGGAAGAGAUCCAGGGUGAUGCAGAUGAGGAUGAUCUUGAAUCAGAUGAUAGUCAGUCGAGCCAGAUAAUGAUCAAACCUAAAGUGAAGACUCCAUCGGAGGAGGACUUUGAGAAAAUAAAACUUGUCAGUAAUGGAGCAUAUGGUGCCGUUUACCUAGUGAGGCACAAAGAAACAAGACAGAGAUAUGCUAUGAAGAGAAUGUUGAAACACAAUCUCAUUCUACGCAACCAAGUGGAUCAAGUAUUCGCAGAAAGAGACAUUCUCACCUUCACAGACAACCCUUUUGUUGUUAGCCUUUAUUGCAGUUUCGAAACUAAGAAAUAUCUUUGUAUGGUGCUAGAGUAUGUACAGGGAGGAGACUGUGCAACAUUACUCAAAAAUAUGGGACCUCUUCCCUUAGAUAUGGCAAGGAUGUAUUUUGCUGAAACAGUGCUGGCACUGGAGUACCUUCAUAACUAUGGCAUUGUACAUCGAGACUUGAAGCCAGACAAUCUUCUAAUCACAUCUGAGGGUCACAUAAAACUAACAGACUUUGGCCUCUCUAAGAUGGGACUUAUGAACUUGACAACCAAUCUAUAUGAGGGUUCCUUAGACAAAGACACAAAACAGUUCCAGGAUAAGCAAGUGUUUGGGACACCAGAGUAUAUUGCACCAGAGGUCAUUCUCAGGCAGGGAUAUGGUAAACCAGUAGACUGGUGGUCUAUGGGGAUCAUCCUCUAUGAGUUUCUCAUUGGAUGUGUGCCUUUCUUUGGGGACACUCCAGAAGAACUCUUCUCUCAAGUCAUAAAUGAGGAGAUUGAAUACCCAGAUGAAGAGGAUGAAGCCCCACCAGAAGAGGCCCAGAAUCUCAUAAAUAACUUGCUACAGCAGAGCCCUCUGGAUCGCCUUGGCACUGGAGGGGCACAGGAAGUGAAAGAACAUGUAUUUUUCAUCAAGAUUGAUUGGGACGGAUUGCUGCGAUUGAAAGCGGAAUUUGUGCCUAGUUUUGAAAAUGAGGAAGAUACAAGUUAUUUUGACAGUCGUAGUGAUAGAUACAAUCAUGAGGUUGAGGCUGCUGAUGAUACAGCAGAUGAUGACGAUGACGUUAUGUUCCAUAGUUUCUCAUCCAUGUCACCACGAUACAGUCGUGUCUGUAACAAGUUUGAGGACAUUAGGAAGGAACGAGCAAAGAUGGAACGUCGUCAACGGUCAUUCAGCGAUGUUACACGGAAUCUGAAGGAUGAUCUAGUACUGUCAGCAGGCAAGGAACCGAUUGGUCGAAAAGAUUCUAAUACAUCUGAGAGUUCCCAAGAGCCACUGUCUCGUAAGAGUAGUCAGGCUGAGAGCAUUGAAGGGGACAGUAGGGUCCUUGUUGCCAAACCAGAUCAUGAUGAUUCAUUCAGUUCACCUGAUGUUACUCCAAGAUCUCAACAUAGCCUCACUACUCCAGACUCCUCCCAAGGUGAGAGUGAUGUCUCCCCACAGAUAGUCAGGCGUCGUAAGCCCCAAAUGAAAGACACUAGUCGCAUACCAAAGUUUUCCAUAUCAAUGGAUGAGGAAGAGAAACGAAAAGGAGACAAGAAAACCAAAGAGCUAUCGCCCGUUGAAGAGAAGGAGAAAACUCCAUCCAAAGAUAUCCCCGAUACACCCAAAGACAAGGAUGACAUCUACGGAGAUGUUUUCGAAGCACCGAAGAAAUUACGAGGGAAGCCAGUGAUUAAGUCAGCCUCUGCAUCAGCUCUGACUUUGCUCAUACCACCUCAUGAAGACUUCCAGCCAGUGUCCAUGCAGUCACCAGGUAGCAGCACUAGUUCCCGUGAUACCUCACCCAGCCGAGAAUUUGCCCCGAUACUUGGGUCUCAUUCAUUGAAGCCCCCUAUACAUAUCCGUAAGGGAGCUCAUGGCUACGGGUUCACACUACGGGCAAUCAGAGUUUAUAUGGGAGAAUCAGACCUGUACACUUUGUACCAUCUUGUGGUGGCUGUUGAGAGUGGUAGUCCAGCAUUUGAGGCAGGUCUUAGAGAAGGGGAUCUAAUCACACACGUCAAUGGAGAGGCAGUGCAGGGUCUGUUACAUGUCCAAGUGGUCCAGUUGAUCCUUUCUGGUGGUACUAAAGUGACAAUCAGGUCCAUUCCAAUGGACCAGACGACUAUCAAAUCUGGUGGUCGCAAGAGGAACACAGUUGGACGAAUGGCACGACGGAGUCAGAAAAAGAAACACAGACGCACAGGAAGUAGUACUGAUAAGCGACGGACAUCUUUGUUUCGUCGUUUGAGCAAUCGGAAGGCGGAACAAUAUAGUCAUGCUGCCAGUGCAUCUGGUCUGACUUCAAGUCGCAGCUUUAGCUCAUUAAACAGAUCUCUAUCAUCCAAUGAAAGUCUCCCUGGUUCCCCUACGCGAUCCAAGUCUCCCCGAUCACCCCCUACCAGUAGGUGGUCUCUAUCAGACUCGCCCCUCUCUACGGCCAACUCCAGCACCAGUAGUUCACCAAGCUCUAGCGCCCCUAACUCUCCAGCCAGUUCCUCACAGUACAGUCGUCCAAGCUCCCUACAUGGACUCAAGCACAAGUUAGUGCACGCAGCAAACAGCCUAAAGUCGCCACAUAGGCGUAAAUCUGUACACAACAUUCCGCUGUCACCAUUAGCGCGCACACCCUCACCCUCCCCCAUGGCAACGUCACCUACCAGGAGUCCUAGUCCUCUCACUAUGAACACAAGUCAUGCACAUGGCCACCCACAUGCUCAUGUACAUGCACAUAAACAAAGCCACCCACAUCAACAUGGCCAUGGGCAUGGGCAUCACCAUACCGUCACACCUGGCAUAUCAAACACUACACAAAGCUACCCAGCCUACCUGAAUGCAAGUCAAGGUCAAACAACAUCAAAACUAGACAAAUCAAAGAGUGUGUCCCCUGCACAACGGAGUGCCUCCUUGAAACUUGCAAACCGCCCCAAGAGCUGUGAGCCUGGGUCGCCACUCUUACGCAGGGCACUCUCCCCUGACAGACUCCAUCCACGAUCGGCAGAAAAACAAACUACAAAGGUGAAACAAAGUAUAUUACGGAAAGGCUCUUGGAAGGAUAAGAGGGACAAGUUUGGCCACUUAUAAUGAAGACCUUUACCAGUGAAUUUCUGCUCUGAAAUUCUCAUCCACCCACUAUUUACAAACUAUGUUGCCAAAGAUGUGCUAAACUUGACACUGAUACUAACUGAUUGAGCUAAAAUUAGUCCUCUCUCACUUACAGUUGACUUUAAGGGUUGAAAUGUGAGAUAUGUUGCAUUUUCAAGAGACAUAAAACCCUGUAUUCUCCACAAGUGCUAGUAAA